AUGGAGGCUCGUUUGGACCGGCGCUUCUCGCCUCCGCCGACGACGGAGCUGCGGGAUGCCGUUGAGGAGAUCCGCGUCGGUGCCACCACCUCUGCACCAUCGGUCGCCUCGGCUCCCAUCUGCAGCACCACCAUCGCCUCCACCGACGAGCCUAGCCCCGACACCACAGUGGCACGCGCCAACUCCGCUGACACGGCCGACUCCGUGCUCUCUUUCAGGACCGCGCGUGCCUCCAACCUCCCGGGCGAGGAGUUCGAGUCUGGGAAGGGCGACGACUCCGACCUUCUCCGCAACCGCCCCGUUGGGGCCCGUUGGGCUGGCCUUCGCGCCGUACCAGUCGUCCACGCCGGUGCUGGCCUUCCAGAUCGAGAGCGGCCUCACCUCCACCGACCCCGACGCACCAGCCUCGUCGCACCCGCGUCCACCGUUUCCGCCGCCGCUUCCGUUCAUGUCGGGGAGAACGUGCCCGUGGAGACUUCCCCAGCUCCACCCCCAAGCUACCUCUCCGCCGAGCUCCGCGACGAGCGCACCCUGGAAGCGCGGCUCCACCUCGGUCGGACCCUGGCCUCGCUCGACGAGCUUCCACAAGUGCUUCCCUCAAGGUGUUCGACCUUUGGCCACUUCCAUGUCGAGCGCGGCCCUGCGUUCGUGACCACUACACCGGCUCAUCUUCGACCUCGCCGACUACCGCUCCGCGUCCGUCUCGGCUUCGCCGACCACGGCGUGCUCCUCCGCGCCCGCCUUGGCUUCACCAACCGCGGCGUGCCACUCCUCGUCCGCCUCGGUGUGCUCCUCCGCGCCCGCCUUGGCUUCGCCGAUCGCGGUGUUACCAUCCUCGUCUGCCUCGGCGUGCUCCUCUGCGCCCGACUUGGCUUCGCCGACCGCGGUGUUACCAUCCUCGUCCGCCUCGGCUUCGCCCACGCCCUCCUGCGCUGUCUCCGGCGGCUCGACGCCAACAUCUCCGCCCACGCCGCGCUCCUGGCCGCUGCGAGCAACUGGGCCGCCUGCCAGGCCGCGGCCAACGCCGUCAUCCGCGGCGACCCAUUCCGUGCUAUCUCCACCGUCCCCAAGCCGGGCUACUUUGUCCUCCGCGCCAACGCCGACCUCGCCGCCAACAUGCCCGCGUCCGUGCCUUCCGCUUCGUCCGCAACGGCGAUGCAGCGCGCACGCGUCCUGAUCUCGCAAGUUCCCGUGGGCACCGAAGGCCUGGGCGCCAGCGGCAGCGUCUACGUCCGCUUCGCCCUCGUCGACAACAGGCUCGGCGACCUCUGGGCGCUCGUCCCCACCGGCGUCAUCUUCACCACCGGGGGAGUGGCGAGCUUCAACAUGUUCCGCAACGAUGUCUCGAACGCCGUCCCCGCGGACGCGUCCGCGCGCCUCGUCCGCCUCGGCACCGUCGAGUACGCGCUCUGCGCCUUCCCGCUCGACGGCUACUCCGUGCCCGGGGUCGCGUCGAGCGGCCUUGUCCUCUACCGCGCGCCGGACACAGUCGCACUCUCCGUCGCCUACACCGUCGCUGCGCACCGCGAGGCAGGCGCCGCCUACGCAGCGCUCGUCCCCGUCGACACUAUCGUCGUCUUCGCCAACGGGGGAGAGCCGGGCUUCUACCACUCCAUCAUCGACGACGCGAGCGCCGUCCCCGCGGACGCGUUCGCACGCAUCAUGAAGGACGUCCUCGCCGCUCCUACUGCGGGGGCACAGACCCGUGCAUGCCCGCGCCGCCUCCGUCCUCGACGACCCCGCCGCCACUGCACGACACAAUCAGUCCGUGCUCCAGGCGACCCAGCACGCCGUCGAGUUUGUGCCGGAUUCCAUCGAGCUGGCCCACUUCCACGCCGAGCUGCUCCUCGACGCCGCCUCUGA
Messenger RNA from Miscanthus lutarioriparius, 1863 nucleotides. NCBI's taxonomy places the organism in Eukaryota, Viridiplantae, Streptophyta, Magnoliopsida, Poales, Poaceae. The record is from the annotation of a GenBank genome assembly.